AAUCUAUGAAUGGAAUCUUGGGGGAACCUGUCUGCAAAUCAAGGUGUCUUUUAGUACCAGUUUCACUGAUUGUGCUACAGUGAAGAGUUUACAGAUGCUUUCCCAAAGGUUCUACUGUGAACAUAAAGACAACAUCAUGUGUAUUCAGACAAUGUUUCCCUCUAGUGGCUAAAAUGUCCAAACAUCACAGAAAGAUGAUUUUGUAAUAGUAUUCACAUUUAAAUUGGCAGUAUUGGAUGGCACAAUAACAACAAUAUCAACCUGCCUAAAAUGUGGACAGUUAUCACUCAGGACAGUUUGAAUUCUACACUGCAGUUAAAAGUUUGAAAUUACCGUGUCUAACAGCAGAUUAUAGAUUACAAUAGAGAGUGUAAUAAUAUUCAUAUGCAAAAUAAUAUUCAUAUUAGUAUACAGUAUAUAUUUGGAUUUCGGAUGGAGUAGGCACAGUAAUUAAGCCCAACUAAUUGUUUUUAUUUUUGUUCCAAAGCAUGAUUUUGUCCUCAGGGUAAAUGCAUCUUCUUCUGUUUUGCAGCUCUGCUAUGAAAGGCAUGCAGAAUGUGGGAUAGACUGUUCUUUUGGCCGAGAGGAUUGUUUGAGUUCUUUGUGCCAGAUGGAUUGGAUAGAUGAGAUUCACUGGAUAACCCUGUGCCCGUAGAAGGAUAGUGAAGGUUGGUGUUGCAGAGACAAAAGCCAGGUUACAUAAUGUAAAUAUAGGGCCUGUGGUGUUCCUUUCACAGGCUUAGACAACCUGCAAGUAAACUGGUGCACAUGGCUUUCUCCUUGAUCAAAUUGUAAACAGUGCUACCAAACUUAAUGUACCAGAUGCAGAGAAAUGUACUAUUCACUGUAUGUUCUACUGAGUAGUUCCUCUUGACAGGAAGCUGUUACACAUGGCUUGUUUUCUUGAAGCUGAUGCGUUGAGUAACUGUGAGAGGCAGUUUUCAUCUUUGCUUUCUCUAUCCGCUUUUCUCUUUGUACUGUUAGUGUGUGGGUGGAGUGGACAAGGUUGCUUCAGGAAAAAAGUGUGAUUUUCAAUUAAUGCUCAUAGAGGAGAGUGGUGACGAAGGUACAGAGAGAAGAACUGUGAAGACCGCUAACAGUCAGUCAGUCAGGAUUAUUUUCCGCCACUGCAAUCAACAGCCUAUUGAAGAUGCCUCUGGGGAAGGAAUUCAGGAAGAAAGCAGAGGACAUCACAGCAGUGUAUGAUCUGAGAGAGAAGAUAGGAGAGGGAUCAUUCUCCGUGGUGUACGUGGCUCAGCACCGCCGCUCCCUGAAACUUGUAGCAGUCAAGUGUAUCCGCAAGAGGGCGCUAAAGGGCAAAGAAGGCAUGUUGGAGAAUGAGAUAGCAGUGCUACGCAGAAUCAACCAUCCCAACAUUGUGGCAUUGGAGGAGACCUUCGAGACAUCUACAAAGCUUUAUCUGGUUAUGACUCUUGUUACAGGAGGCGAGUUGCUGGACCGUAUUCUGGAGAAGGGGAGUUACACUGAGAGGGAUGCCAGCCGUGUCAUACAACAGGUUCUGGAGGCAGUCCAAUACCUCCACCAGCUGGGCAUCGUGCACAGGGACCUGAAGCCUGAGAACCUACUGUAUCAGACUCCAUCGGAAGAUUCCAAGAUUGUCAUCAGUGACUUUGGCCUGUCCAAGAUGGAGGAGCAGGGGGUGCUCACCACAGCAUGUGGAACCCCUGCGUAUGUGGCACCAGAGCUUCUGCAGCAGAAAUCAUAUGGCAAAGAAGUGGACCUAUGGGCUCUGGGGGUGAUCACCUAUAUACUACUCUGUGGCUACCCUCCGUUUUAUGACGAGAGUGAGUCACAUAUGUACAGGCAGAUCAUAAAGGCUGAAUAUGAGUUUGACUCCCCGUAUUGGGAUGAAAUCUCUAAUUCAGCAAAAGAUUUCAUUCCGCACAUGUUGCAGAAAGAACCAGAGAAGAGGUACAAUUGUGAGCAGGCCUUGAAGCAUCUUUGGAUAUCAGGAGGAGCCGCUCUGGAGAAGAACAUUCAUGGAUCCGUCAGUAAGCAGAUCCAGAAGAACUUUGCUAAGAGCCAGUGGAAGAGGGCAUUCAAUGCCACGAUGGUGGUGCGGCACCUCAGUAAGAAGAAUCUAGUAGUAGAGGAGGAGGCUAAGGAUAAGGCAGAGACCAAGGCUACACUGUAAGGUUGUGACCUUUAAUCCAUGGGUAGAAGAGAAAUUGCCCAGAAGAAUCCUGUGACAGACCAGUCUGAGUGGUCAUUUCUGUUCUCAAGCGUCUCUGUAUGUGAUAAAAAGCAAAUACAGUGUGAAACUUUCUUUCUGCCAGCAGAGAGCACUCUUAAUCAAGCUUAAGUUCUUAUUUUUGUUGUCUGUCAUCUAAACAUUGCUCAGUCUCUGGUUGGGCCCCAUACACUUCAGCAAUAAGACUAAUUUGACUCAUCAAGUGUAAUUGUGUUGAUAAAUCCAUAUAGGCUUAGUAUCUGUUGACCAUGCAUGGAUGUAAACAUGUUUUCUUGAACGUUAUUAAGUCUCUAUAGACCCUUGUAUUCUUCACCAAUAAAAAUGUUAGAAAACA
This is a messenger RNA of Salvelinus fontinalis (brook trout), 2546 nucleotides long. Its product is annotated as calcium/calmodulin-dependent protein kinase type 1B-like. The record is from RefSeq and is a predicted model, not a curated record. Bases 1151 to 2155 code for a protein of 334 amino acids. Lineage: Eukaryota; Metazoa; Chordata; Actinopteri; Salmoniformes; Salmonidae. Gene Ontology annotation, cellular component: intracellular anatomical structure. Gene Ontology annotation, biological process: peptidyl-serine phosphorylation. Gene Ontology annotation, molecular function: calmodulin binding; ATP binding; calcium/calmodulin-dependent protein kinase activity. The transcript is spliced from 12 exons.